GACAUAAAUUGUAUCCCUUCUAGCAACGACCCGCUUCCAAGGAGGAAGAGGAAAAUAUUUGGCGCUUCACAUUCAAGAACUUUGAUAAACCUUACAACGUCACCCCCAGUUCCUAAGUAUAGACGUGACUGCAGCUUGGACCGCACGAUGAGAAGACACGUUUCAGUAAAAAAUGGUGAAGAAGGCGGAUGUGGAGGUUCUGGGCUGGUGUUGUCUGCAGUUGUGAGGCCAGCUGGAGUUCCCCCUCUUCCUCUCCCCGCUCUGCGCCUCAUGGUACCACCACUGCGCCUGGUCUCAGCAGCCAUCUGGCAAACGAUCCAGCAGAGUCACGUGAUGGAUUAUGGGAUGCUGGAGGAGUUUGUUACCAUGGUCACAGAUGUGGUUCCAGAGCUUCUGAAUGACAGUCAGAGGGCCCAACUUAUUCUGGGUCUUCGAGCACGGCUGGUCCUGGAGUUGUGUCGCUCGAAGCCAUUCACAGACCUCCAGACCAUUCAGCCACACCUGGACAGGAUAAAGACCCUUACACCUCUCUGGGGGACACAGGCUGAUGCAGAGGUGGGAUUAUCUGAAUCCAGCUUCCUGGGGCUGGUUCAAACCCUUCUGAAAGACCCAGAUGAGAGGGAACAUUUCUUCCAGGAUGUUUUUCCUGUAGAAUUUGGUUCCAGUUAUGAUGCAGCCAUACAGAAACUCAUGUGGCAAUUCCUUUCGAGACUGGAGAAGCUACUUCCUGUGUCAAACUUCCAACAGGCUGCCUUGCUGCUCAGCGACUCCCCCUCUCUUCUUGAGGAAUGUGUUCAGUCAGUGUCUCACCCUCAGCAGCUGAAAACCCUGCUUCAGUACCACAGAGACCUUGGCCAGCUGGACAACCAUGAUACUCUGUCUUCUUCCGAUGGGGACUGCAUUCUCUCAGCUCUCUGUCUCCCUCCAGUAGAAAGGGUGGUGAUUGCAACUGAACAGACAGAUUCAGAAACACACGUAUCAUCCUUGAACGUCUUUAUGGAUACAUUCACCAAAGAGUUGGAGGUGGACUCUGCAACACUGGCAAAGUACACAGAGAUGGAACCCGGGACAAAUAUGGAUGUAAUAGCGGAGGAUAGGGUGGAAUGUAAGAGAAAGGAAAAAGCAUCCUCAGUUAUUAAUGACGAGGAAGAGGAUAAUUCAGAGUUUGCAGAGACUGAAGAGGUGGAACCAGCGUAUGAAACAGUGUUGGUUUUAGGGGAAGAUGGGAAGAUGGCACCUUUAGUCAAAACCAAUAAAUUCAAAGGGCUCAAAAGAGACAGAAAUGACACCAGUGGCAUGCCUGAUGGAAAAAAACACCGAACACCUAGCCCUCCACAAAUGAAAAGCAUAGACUUGUCUGAUACGAUCAUAUCGUCCAUGCUUCACAAGCCCUCAGUGGAGCUACAAAGGAUUGACACUGCUAACCUGACAUUGCCCUUAGAACCAGUGAGAAGAAACAGGGGUCGUAAGAUGAAGACAUUGCUAGCACGAGAAUUGAAGCAAACCAAAACUGAAUUUUCAGAACAGAAAAAACGUGUCUGCAAGAGAGUUAAAACACCCCAAAACCCCAAUAUGUGCACAGUGUGUGGACGUGUCUUAUCCCGCUUUUCAGACAUGAAAAAGCACAUGCAAACCCAUAAGAACGGUCGCACCUAUCAGUGUCGCAAUUGUCAGAAGACUUUCAAGCACUUGUACACUUUGCAAACUCACAGAAAGUCAUGUCUGUUUGGAACUGGGCAACAAGAGGAGAUUCCCUCUGUAGAGGGCAGUAGUGUUCCGUUUACUAUGUGUGAGGCAGAAUUCGCACAAUCCUCAAUAGACCGUAGAACAUGCAAGGUGUGCGGCAAGAUUGUGCAUCGCAUUGGAUACUUGAGUACCCACAUGAAGAUUCACUCUGCGAAUCGUCACUAUUCACUCGGAGAAGCGAAAGCAGUCCAGAAAGCAUCACCUGAGGGAGAAGACACCGAGCCGUCCAGUGGUGUUACUAUUGAGGCAACACCUGAGGACAGUGACUCAUCCUCCACCAGUACUCCCCAGGACCCAUCUUACGACCCAGAACUCAGCCAGAUCAAAAGACCAAAGUGCUCCAGCACAGCAAAGAAGUCAAACCGAAAAACCUUCCAAAAACCAAAACAUAUGUGCCGUAUUUGUGGUAAAUACGUGACUGCUGGAGCCUUUGAGUAUCACAUGAGAACUCACUCAGGCGAGCGCCCUUUCUCCUGCCCUCAUCCUCAGUGUGGGAUGAAGUUCAUACACAGCGGAGGUUUGCGGGUCCAUCUCAGACGCUAUUGCAAGGUUCGGACAGUUGACGCUGCUGAGCUCGACAGCUUCAACAUACGUUUUGAAUGUGACAAAUGUGAGAAGACAUUCACGAUCCAAUCAAAACUGAGGAAACACAAACUUAUCCACGGCCCGCUCUACUGCACAGGGUGCAGGAAGGUAUUGCCUGACUUAGAAACUUUAACCAGACACAAGCUUUGGCACAGGCCCGUUCAGUGCAGCAUGUGUGAGGAGAGCUUCAUGCUCACAAACCUCAGAACACACUAUCUGGAUGUCCAUAAGUUCAGCGGACCGUUCGUCUGCACCCACUGUCCGAAAAGCUACAAGAAGUUCCAUUCCCUCAUCAAACACGAGAUGGUUCACACCGGGAACCUCCCCUUACAGUGCUCCCAGUGUCCAAAGAGAUUCAUCUACAAUUACGACCUAGUUGAACACGAGAAAAGGCACUCUGACGACAGGCCUUGUCUCUGCUGGGAGUGUGGCAAGGCCUUCUGUACCAACAUUGACCUGAAACAACACAUGCAGAAUAGCCACGGUGAAAAAUCCACAGAGUGUCGUUUCCCAUGUCGCCAUUGUGGGAAACCCUUCAGGCUUAGUAAUUCCCGUGCGAACCAUGAGAAGACUAAGCAUGGUGGGGUGCGCUACCCGUGUACGUACUGUGGCAAGCAGUUUGUUUGUGCAAAUGCAUUGAAAAGGCAUGAUCUGAUUCACACGGGGGAGAGACCUUUUAAAUGCAACCAUAAGAGUUGUGAUAAGGCUUUCAGGUCGAGAGCUGAACUGAGGAUACACACGAGAUACCAUACUGGAGAGCGGCCGUUCAAGUGCAACGUCUGUGGAAAGGGCUUUGUUCAAGCCAAUUAUCUCACUACGCACUACCGGACUCAUACAGGGGAAAAGCCGUAUUCAUGUUCCGUCUGUGACAAAAGCUUUAACUACCAUGACUCCCUGAAGAGACACAUGUCUACACACUCAAACGAGAAGCCUUAUAAAUGCUUGGACUGUGGAAAAGCUUUCGAACGUAAAACUCUGUUGAAUGUACAUAAACGAUCAUGUACAUCAUUAUUGAAAUGUUAAUCCCUCCUUCCCCCCCAAUUGUGUUUUAAUGUAACAAGAUGUACAUUUGAUAAGAUUGUGGCCUGAGUGCAUUUCCCACUUUAUUUUUGUAAUUUUUUGUUGUGGCCAGUCAAUGUUUCCCCUUUUCAAAUAACUACAGUUAUGCGAGAAAAGUAUAAGUGAAACUAAAUAAAAGUAGAAUAAAAUACUUGGUUAUGGUUUUGUGUAUGUAUUACACUGUUCUUUCAGUUCCUCUCCUUGUCUCAACCUGGUUAGCCAUUUCACAUUGGCUACUGUUGCCGAAAGGCUGGCAAAUGGCGAUAUUGAG
Messenger RNA from Oncorhynchus kisutch (coho salmon), 3661 nucleotides. RefSeq names its product zinc finger protein 420-like. The transcript has 8 exons. Gene Ontology annotation, molecular function: DNA-binding transcription factor activity, RNA polymerase II-specific; RNA polymerase II cis-regulatory region sequence-specific DNA binding. The coding region runs from base 148 to 3354 and encodes 1068 amino acids. Gene Ontology annotation, cellular component: nucleus. Lineage: Eukaryota; Metazoa; Chordata; Actinopteri; Salmoniformes; Salmonidae. The record is from RefSeq and is a predicted model, not a curated record. Gene Ontology annotation, biological process: regulation of transcription by RNA polymerase II.